Molecule: messenger RNA, 846 nt
Organism: Chenopodium quinoa (quinoa)
Lineage: Eukaryota; Viridiplantae; Streptophyta; Magnoliopsida; Caryophyllales; Amaranthaceae
Exons: 1
Coding region: 1-846 (281 amino acids)
Source: RefSeq, a predicted model, not a curated record
AUGGAAAGGCGAGAAAAAAUUCUCUCUACAGAGGAAGAAGACCAAAUGAGACGCUCGAAUGAAAAAUUCAAAAGAACACCGGGAAAUUCACCGGAGACUCAGCCAGACCCUAGUCAUGGAGGUCAGGACACUAAGAUGGGCACGUGUGUUGAGGAAACGAGGGAGGAAUCCUCCCAAUUUCGUCAGAAAGUUGCACAUAGCAACAUGGCCAAAAGGAACGGGGGAGAAAGAGCGCUUUUCUCAUCCUCUGACAGUCAUGGUGGAGACGAUGAAUCGGAUGACGCCUUGCCGCUUGAUUGUGAUUCAGAUGAUGAAUCGUGCCCUAAUAUUUUGCUCACGAAAGAGGAGAAACAGAGACUACGAAAGCCGUGGCAAAAUGCCUUGAUUAUCAAAUUAUUUGAGAAAAAGUUGAGCUACGAAGUGCUUAUGAAGAGAUUGACAAUAAAAUGGAGUCUAAAGGGAGAAUUAUCUCUUACGGAUUUAGGGUUAGCUUAUUAUAUUGCAAGAUUUACCAAUAUGGAAGACUAUCAUUUUGUCUUGACUCAAGGUCCUUGGCUAAUUGGGGAUAGUUAUUUAACAAUCCGCAAAUGGGUGCCUAACUUCGUGGCCGAUGAAGCACCUAUCAAAUUCCUCACAGCAUGGGUUAGGAUCCCUCAAUUGUCGAUUGAGUACUUUGAUAAGCAAUUUUGGCAUAAGAUAGGCUCAAAAAUUGGGAAAGUCAUUAGUAUUGAUAGGAAUACGGAGGCUAUGAGUCGAGGUCAAUAUAUUCGAUUCAGCAUCGAAGUUGAUCUGUCAAAACCAUUGUUGUCCAAAUUUCGGCUUAAUGGAAGAGUGUGGCGAAUUUAG